This is a messenger RNA of Symbiodinium natans, 669 nucleotides long. The record is from the annotation of a GenBank genome assembly. Lineage: Eukaryota; Dinophyceae; Suessiales; Symbiodiniaceae.
AUGGCUGAUUCUGAGCAGAAGGCAAGAUACCUGGCAAUGCGCCAGGCGCUGGCGGUGAUCGAGGCGCAGCCCGACGGCCUUUGUGGCGGCUGUGCCGAGUGGCAAGCCCGGCACCGCCGGGACACGAAACAACUCCUGCAGGAAGUUGCUCAUUUGAGGGCGGCGCUGCAGAGGGUGUUGGCUCAGAUGGGGCAGCUUUUGCCAGGGGAAGACCUUUCGAGGCUGCAAAAAGAGCUCAAUCUGGACAGCCGUCUCUUCAGCCAGGUCUCGCCUGGUGUCACCGAAAGCGACCUUGCAACUAUGAAGCUAGCCCGGGCGGGAAAAGAAGUGGCCGACUUGAAAGCGGAGAAUGCCGCGUUGAAGAAGCACCAUGCUGAGAGCGAGGCAGAGCUGUCGGAGCAGCGGCGCCGGAGUGCGGCUCUGGAGAAGGAGCUCAGGGACCUCAAGCAGCAGAUGGCCCAGAGGGAGAUCCAGGCUGCCAGCCAGGAGUUUGCUUUUGAACCCCGCCGUGGCAAGCCGCAGAGGACGAAGGAUUUGUCUCUCCCAAGAAGCUUUUCCAGGCAGAUGGAGGAGUCCUAUUUCAGCCGCCGCCCCUCCAAACCCAGCGUCGUCGACGUGAAGUUCGCAGCAUCCUCCAGCCUGGGCCGCCUCCAGCUCGGUGCGCCUUGA